Messenger RNA from Cheilinus undulatus (humphead wrasse), 2541 nucleotides. It is a transcript of the gene ogfod2, whose product is annotated as 2-oxoglutarate and iron-dependent oxygenase domain containing 2. Gene Ontology annotation, molecular function: L-ascorbic acid binding; iron ion binding; oxidoreductase activity, acting on paired donors, with incorporation or reduction of molecular oxygen. Bases 95 to 1111 code for a protein of 338 amino acids. Lineage: Eukaryota; Metazoa; Chordata; Actinopteri; Labriformes; Labridae. The record is from RefSeq and is a predicted model, not a curated record. The transcript has 7 exons.
CUUACCGACAUGCUUGUUUUUUAACAGCACUGCUGGUGGAGUUUGAUGUUUUUCUGUGUGCUUUGUUAAAGUCAGUAAUUUCUCACAGGUUGCAAUGACGAACAAAGAAGACAAAAGUCUUCAGUUUUUUAUUUGUGACUGUUUUACAACAGAUAACAUUUUUCUGAAGGACUACAAGCUCCAUGUCACCUUUGUAUCCGAGGAGCAGUUCAGAUUAGACUAUGAGGAAAUACUCAGGAGGCUGGGCUGCGUCACAGAGCAACAGUUUAAGGACGUACUCAAAGAGAUCUCACAGGAGGUGGAGAGGCGAAAGCAUCUAGGGGAGAUGUCUGUGAAGAGAGCUGCUGCGAUAAAAGAUGAGUACCAGCCUCUCCAUCCUCAUGUCUACCAUCUGCAGGAGUCCUACCUCGCACCAAAGUUUAAACAGAUUGUUGAAUACUGCCGAAGUUCAGACAGGAGUGUAGAAGGUCUCCUAGACCUGGUGGUAGAAGAGGCAGCGGAAAGGGUGUAUCGCUUCCCAGUGUUUGAAAGACACUUCUGUGAAGAGCUGUUGGAGGAGCUUGAACACUUUGAGCAGUCCUCUGCCCCGAAAGGAAGACCCAACACCAUGAACCAAUAUGGGAUCCUUCUAAAUGAAGUAGGCUUCGAUGCAGACUUCAUCACACCCUUCCGUGAACACUACAUGAAUCCACUUACCUCUCUACUGUACCCGGACUGUGGGGGGCACUGUUUGGACAGCCACAAGGCCUUUGUUGUUAAAUAUGACCUGAAUGAAGACCUUGACCUGAGCUACCACUACGACAACUCAGAGGUCACCCUCAACGUAUCCAUUGGGAAGGAUUUCACUGAGGGAAACCUUUAUUUUGGUAAUAUGAGACAGGUGCCUUUAGGUGAGACGGAGUGUUCAGAGAUUGAACACAGGGUUACCGAGGGCCUUCUCCAUCGAGGCCAACACAUGCAUGGGGCCCUUCCCAUCUCCUCUGGUCAGCGCUGGAACCUUAUCAUCUGGAUGAGAGCCUCACAGGAACGCAAUAAACUGUGCCCCAUGUGCAACAGGAGGCCAACUCUGGUAGAAGGGGAUGGCUUUGCUGACGGGUUCACCAAACUCUGAAACCUCUGUGUUUGGUUACCAUCAGACAUGAAUAAUAUCUCUGGAUGUAAGCUUUAUAGUCAGAGGCUGUGUGAUAGAGAUGCAGUUUGCAUACAUACUUUGAAAAACUUGGACUAUAUACUUGUAAAAUCUUUUUAUUUUAAUGUUUAAUGAACACUGUAAUACAGGAAUACACUGUCUGCUGUGAUUGCAUUUGUGUAAAGUCACUUUGUGCCUCUUCAGUGACGACUUGUGGCUCUUUAAAGUCUUACUUGGAAAAAUGAUUCUCCUUUGGCAACCUUUAAAACACUGACCUCAGAAAAGAGCCGUUGCCCUUCACAUCGAUAAAUUUGUUUCCCACACUUACACAGUCGACUUUAAAUGUCAAAUUUAACUGUCAGUUUCUUACGUUUUUUCUGUUAAUUUCUACUGAAUGUAAGAAACAACAUGUUAGAUAAAUAUCACUGAUUCUUGAGAAAAGAGACAAAACAGGUGCCAAACUUGACUUUGUACUUUUGUUUUACUACAGUAAUUGUGUAGGUUGAGGUCUUAGCAGUUGUGUGGUGGAACAGAUUUUUUUUUUUUUUACAACUUUUCCCCCCCAAAAUUAGACUUUUUUUGCCUACAUAUCUUAUUUCGUUUAGGCACACAAAAAUUUAUUUAAUUUUAAUUUAUUAAUUCAAGAUAAAUGUCAAGUUUUAAUUUAAGUAAUACUGGUAUUCAGUAAUGAUAUUUAAAUAAUAAAUUGCAUUAUUUUUAACUUAUUUUUCUUUUUUUUUACUCAUCUGAAGUAUCUUAUCUCUGAUUUUUUUGAUUUUCAAACUUUAUCUUUAAUAUCAAUCAUAGUAAACACAUUUUUAAAAAUAGAUAAUUUAUUAUUGCAUAUAGAAUGGCUGGUGUAUGAAGGAAUAAGGAGCAUAAAAUAAAAAAGAAUAAUGCAUUUGUUUUGUAAAAUGAAAAAAAAAAAACAUUACCUGACAAAGUGUAUACCCCCAGGUUUCAACUGUUGCUCUUUCAAAGGUAUUUUUCAAUAAUGUGGCUCUUUGGAUGAGCAGGGUUGAGUAACACUGGUUUAGAUGGUUAUGGUACUUUAACUGUGUUCUGUAUAUUACGUCAGAUUUUGUGACAUUUUGUAUUUUUACCUGGUCACUUACCUGUUUAAAUUAAGGAUGCACCAAUUUCAUGUCUUUUUUUGGACAAAUACAAUGGCACUAUUAAAAAUCAGGGUACCUUUCAUUCUGAGUACCUAACUAAUUUUUGUGAAUUCAGGUUGUAUUAUUUCUCUAAAAAUGAACCUUAGAGUAUUAGAGUAAUGGAUAAAUAAUGAUUUGGAGUUGGAUAGCCAUUUGUUUUGUUUGCUGUUUUGUUAACUGUGUCUUCUCAUGGCAUGUUAACCCCUAAACUCUAAAAAGUAUUUUUGAGUGUUUGUUGAAUAAAUGUCAUACUUUGCA